AUGUCUUUAAUUCAAGAGUCUCACGACUCGCUGCCAUACAUUGACCAAGAUAUAACCCCCGAUGAGCGGGCACGAGUCGAGAGCCAAAUCGCUGGUGAAGUGCCCAAAGACUAUUUAACGACGCUGCACCCGCUGCUGCCAGCUUCUGAGGAGCCAAAAUUCUCUUCUUUAAUCCAACAAGAGCUUGAACGACAAGCUGCUGGCCAGCCAUUGACGGGUGGCAUCGACUUAUCGCGAUAUGAAGCGCUAGAUCCUCCGCAGACAGACCCAACUUCGGAUGAGGAGCGACCGCAAGUUUUGGAGCAGUGGCGAGAUAUUCUUCGAAAAUCGUACUCCUCAUCUACACAUCUGCAGAUGCGCCUAACAAACUUGGCGCUGCUGGAAAAGUUUGGCAAAAACGCAUGGCUGAUUGGAAACUCUCAGCUUGAAGACGUAUUGCGAGGUUUGGAAAAGGAGCUUGCAGCUGUAAAGGAGCACACCGAACAGAUUAAUAGAUUACGAAAGGGAGCGCAGGAAGGUGUCAGAGGAGAGAUUCAAACACUGGAUAUGGCAUGGCAGGCAGGUGUUGGAAAAAUAAUUGAAGUCGAGGUCGCUGCCGAAGGGCUGAGACAGGAGAUUCUCGAGCUGAGAAGACAGGGCGCACGCUAA
Molecule: messenger RNA, 648 nt
Organism: Xylona heveae TC161
Lineage: Eukaryota; Fungi; Ascomycota; Xylonomycetes; Xylonales; Xylonaceae
Exons: 2
Coding region: 1-648 (215 amino acids)
Biological process (GO): mRNA processing
Cellular component (GO): Prp19 complex; precatalytic spliceosome; catalytic step 2 spliceosome
Source: RefSeq, a predicted model, not a curated record